AUGAGAGACAGAGAAAAAGGGCACCACAAGGAUGGAACAAGACCAGGCAGAAGACUGUGGAGUGAGGAGCAGAGGCAGGUUUAUCUGGCCAACUACAGACAUCUACAUGUGAACUUGUCACUCCAGCCUCCCUUUAUAGUCAGUGGAGAUCCAGGUGCCCCCUCCGUGUUCAUCACUGCUUGGACUAUUGUCAGGAUUUACUUUUUUGAUGUUGGGUGCUGGGAGGAAAUAGUGGAAUCCCCCUUCUGGUGGAUCAUUAAAACUCCUAUUUUGGUGUCUAUUUUGGUGAACUUCAUUCUCUUCAUUUGCAUUAUCCGUAUCUUAGUCCAGAAGUUGCAUUCACCAGAUGUUGGACACAAUGAAACCAGUCAAUAUUCGAGGCUGGCCAAGUCCACCUUGCUGCUGAUCCCUCUCUUUGGCAUUCACUACAUCAUGUUUGCUUUCUUCCCUGACAAUUUCAAAGCAGAAGUUAAGCUGGUCUUUGAGCUCGUGGUUGGGUCGUUCCAGGGAUUUGUGGUGGCUGUUCUCUACUGUUUUCUCAACGGGGAGGUCCAAGCUGAACUCAAGCGCAAGUGGCGGAGGUGGCACCUGGAGCGGUUCCUGGGCUCGGACAUGAAGUAUCACCACCCUUCCUUAGGCAGCAACGGCACCAACUUCAGCACCCAGAUCUCCAUGUUGACCAAAUGCUCACCAAAGACACGCCGGUGCUCUGGCUUUCAGGCUGAAUUCUCUCUGGUGUGAUGGGGAGAG
Messenger RNA from Pterocles gutturalis (yellow-throated sandgrouse), 750 nucleotides. Its product is annotated as vasoactive intestinal polypeptide receptor-like. Gene Ontology annotation, cellular component: plasma membrane. Lineage: Eukaryota; Metazoa; Chordata; Aves; Pterocliformes; Pteroclidae. The transcript is spliced from 7 exons. Bases 1 to 741 code for a protein of 246 amino acids. Gene Ontology annotation, biological process: cell surface receptor signaling pathway; adenylate cyclase-modulating G protein-coupled receptor signaling pathway. Gene Ontology annotation, molecular function: peptide hormone binding; G protein-coupled peptide receptor activity; vasoactive intestinal polypeptide receptor activity. The record is from RefSeq and is a predicted model, not a curated record.